GAUUCUUCCAGAGUCCAAGAUAUCUUGAGGCAGAUUGAGGAUGUGAUCAGAGGGUUCAGGAAGGAUGCAACCGAUAUUGCAGAAGCUCUACAACAUGAGGAAACUGACCUAUGGCAAGCUUGUCUGCUGAGCGAGAAACGAAUUGCAUCUUGGAACGAGGAGGACAGUGCCAAGGCUCUUGAAAACAACACUGCACGCACAAUACAUCGCUCAAGAAGUGUCCCUUGGCUUGAUGUUACCAAAGAUUUGACUCCUGAAGUUGUGGAGUAUGAGCACUUUCUGGAAUCAACUGGAGGGCGUUUCGGAGGCUGGACAGAUAAGGAACAUGCAAUAUUCCUGAAAUUUUUCAACAGACCUGCCACAACUUCUGUCAGCAAAAGUGGUGAUUCCGUCAAGGAAGAGGACAAACAAUCCGGGUGUGCGGUUGAUUCUGGUAGUGCUGAGAAACGGCGUCAGUUUGGUGAUGCUACAAUCAGUUCGCAGAUUGAUAAUACAGGUGAAGACAAACAGUUGUCACGUGUGUUGAUACUGCACCGAAAAGUUUCUCUUCUCAUAGGAACCAAAAGUCCGGAGGAGGUUCUAGCGCACGAGGCUUGGUGGAAACGCUUAAGAGAACUUGAAAAAUCAAAGCGUCAAGCGAUUCAAAAGUGGAGAACGUCGAAACAAACGGCAACAGCCAGCGAUAACAAGGACUCGUCGGCGCAGUCAAACACGGUAACCCCAAUGACGAAAGCCGAAAUGGAAGCAAAGAGGACUGCUGUUGAACAGUGGCGUCAACAGCAGGAAAAGCAGAGAAAGCAGAAGAAAGAGGCAGAAAUUGCGGAAGAAAUAAAUAAUGCGGAGAAACAAAAGCAACUGGUCCAACAGCAUCGGGAAGAAUCAAAGAAGAAGAUUUCGGAAUAUCAAACGGCCAAAGAUCUCCGGGAACUCCAAAUGGCUUGUCAUUUGGCUGAGCAGGCCGAGGAGGAGCGCAUAAUAGUCCGUCAGCGUCUGAAUGAGUCGGCGGAUCGAAUCAUCAGUCGGAAUCAAUCGUUAUCAAACCGACAGAGAGCACGCAAAGAAUCACUCAAGCAAACUCAAUUGGCUCCGAAGUCAAAACAAUGUAAGAUAGUAGACAAGCAGGUUUACGCCGAACGUGAUUUCCAGAGACUGACGCAAUUGACGGAUUCAUGGAAGCAGCGUCUUGAGGCUCCGCGAGAACCAUGCAGCAUUCAAACCGGUUUGAACCCGGAGUCUAGACCAAUAAGGAUGAAGCCGCAGUGGAUGAGGAAAGACUGAUGAUCGAUGAAUCGACCUGAAGCUCCAGAAUUGUCCCCAAAAACAUUCAUCAAAUAUUUUUUACAAAUAAACUCCU
This is a messenger RNA of Opisthorchis viverrini, 1354 nucleotides long. RefSeq lists its product as hypothetical. NCBI's taxonomy places the organism in Eukaryota, Metazoa, Platyhelminthes, Trematoda, Opisthorchiida, Opisthorchiidae. The transcript is spliced from 7 exons. The record is from RefSeq and is a predicted model, not a curated record. The annotation marks the transcript as partial.